AAUCACUAAAUCAAUUGAAAGGUGAUCAGGCUUUCAAUGCAUUAAACUCAAUAAUAUAAACUCAUCAUGCAAAUAACCAAUAAAUCUUGAAUUAAACUAACAAAAACAGUCACAUAUUCCAAAAAUUAAAAUCCAUCCAUCCCUAGUUCAAAGAAAUUUAGCUAUGCAUGAUUAUGUUGUCAACAGCAACCAUAAUUUAGUAAUUCCAGCAAACAAUCAUGAUAAAAAAUUCAAAUUAAGAAUCAACAACACCCGUCCAAUGAAGAACAAGCCAAACUUGUGCUGCUGUCCCUCCCUAACAAAGCUGGUUGAGAAGAACAGAGGCUGUCGAUGGCGUUGGAUCUUUCACGAACAGAUCUGGGUGGGCGUUCUCCCUUCUGUUGGUGAACAGAUUUUCGAGGCUUCUUCUCCUUAAGGAGGAGAUGAAAACCAACCUCAUAACUCAGCUCACAACUCAGUUUCCACUGCCAAUCCAAACGUAGUUACAGCUCAACUUGCUGCCAUACAACAACAGUUUGGUGUCUUUCAAUUAGUAUUGGCUCAGCUCUUAGCUCGGAAUAAUCCUAGUGAUCCCCUCAUCAAUUUACUCAACCUUGCUUCACAACCCCCAGCUCCACAGCAAGACCCUAAACUAGUUCACGAUGCUCCCACUCUCAGUGAGUCUCAGGGCCAGUCUCACAUAGCCCCAGCUCAACAACCUCUUCCUGAUGAUGUUACUCGACGUCUGAACAGCUUAGAAAAACUAGUAGCUGAACAGCGAGGUGCCCCACCUCCACACCACAAUACUAACUCCAUACCCCAUCCUCUAAACACCAACAUCACAUUGGAACCUUAUCCCGCUGGCUUCAAAAUUCCUCAACUCAAGACAUACGAUGGGACAAAGGACCCCAAUGAUCACCUCCAUGCCUUCUAUUCCUUCAAGCAGAAGGACGGAGAAUCCUUGAAGAAUUAUAUGAGCAGGUUCAAUGAUGCAGUUCUCGAAGUCAGCUCCUUCAAUCAAGCCGUGGGAAUUGCGGCUGUAAUUCAAGGUCUCCAACAUGAAAGAUUCAGAGACAGCUUAAUCAAGCAUCCUGCUGUUACUUUCAACGAGAUUAAUGACAGAUCAUUGAAAUUCAUCACUGCUGAGGAAUAUGCUUUAUCCCAGAAACCAAUUCCUCCCAGAAAUCAAAACCCAGAUUGGAGAGAUGAGGGUCAGAGCAGAAAAUGGAUGAAAACAAUAUUCAUGCAGAUCAAGAAUAAGAUGGAUUUGAGGCUACCAAGACCAAUGAGAAGCUCCACUGCUACAUGUGACCAUACCAGGUACUGUGAUUUUCAUCAAGAUCAUGGUCAUACAACGGAGCAGUGCAAUAGUCUGAGAUCCGAACUGGAAAGUCUAGCUCAGAAGGGCAUACUGAAUGAAUACAUCCAGCGAACCGAGCAACUGAAGUUUAUUAGAGAACAGGGAGCUCAGCCACAAGGAUCUCGUAACAUAGGAAACAAAGAAGGCGUGGGAUAUGAGCAAGCCCCACCUCCACUCCCACCACCAGCUAGAAUUAUACAUAUGAUUACGGGAGGCCUAGAAGCAGGAGGAUUGAGCUCUAAACAACGAAAGUUGUACGUCAGAGAGGUCAAACAUCAAAACCGAGCUCAAAAACGAAAGUUUGACGAUGCUGAUUGGAAGAAUCAACCCAUUACUUUCACAUCUGUUGAUUUCGACACAGUUGUCACACCUCACAAUGAUCAUCUGGUCACUUCCGUCAUGAUUAACAACUGUGAGGUGCAACGUGUCCUUGUUGACAUAGGGAGUGCACUAGACAUCAUGUACUUCCACUGUUUUGAGAGUCUUGGGUUGGAUCCAACUUUGUUGCAGUGCUCGGUUUCUAAUUGUCAAGAUGGCGUCCUCUUUCAAUGUUGUUAUUGGCUAACCCACACUGAUCGAAAUCCGAGCUGUGGUUUCCCAAUCUCACCUCUGCAUGAAGUUCCCAACUCCUAUAGGGAUAGCAACACUACGGGGCAACCAAGAGAUGGCCAGACAUUGCUAUAUCACCUCGAUAAUCGACCAGAGGAUGAACCCAAAGCUGCUCUAGUCAAGGAUGUCGAGGAAGUGCCCAUUGACGACAGAAACCCAAGUCGAAAGACACAAAUUGGUACUCGAUUGAGCCCAGAGGAAAGAGUAGAGUUAAUAGCUUUUCUCCGAGCUAACAAUGAUGUCUUCGCUUGGACUUCGGCAGACAUUCCAGGAAUUCCAGCCUCGGUAUCCCAACAUAAGCUCAGCACCAACCCAUUGAAGAAACCAAUAGCCCAGAAGCGACGUCUCUUCGGGGGGGAGAGGCUUCAGGUCAUAAAGGAAGAGGUAGAGAAGCUUCUACAAGCUAGUUUUGUCAGAAGAGUUGACUAUUGCGAAUGGGUGGCUAACCCAGUGCCGGUCAAAAAGACAAAUGGUAAAUGGCGAAUGUGCAUCGACUACACAAACCUCAACCAAGCUUGCCCCAAGGACUGCUAUCUAAUGCCAAGCAUUGACAAACUGGUGGAAGCGGCUUCAAGGAAUGAGAGAUUAAGUCUCUUGGAUGCAUAUUCUAGGUAUCACCAGGUGCUGAUGGCUCGAGAAGAUGAAGAGAAAACCUCAUUCUAUGCUGGUGAUGAAAUCUAUUGCUAUGUCAUGAUGCCAUUUGGCUUAAAGAACGCAGGUGCUACUUAUCAGAAAAUGGUGACCAUCAUCUUUCGAGCUCAGAUCGGCAGGAAUUUGGAAGUUUAUGUCGAUGACAUUGUGGUAAAGAGCCUGAAAGUAGAAGAUCAUCUAGCUGAUCUCGAUGAAACUUUCAACAACCUCAGAAAGAACAGAAUGUGGUUAAACCCAGCCAAAUGCAUCUUCGACGUGGAGUCUGAGAAAUUUUUAGGCUUUAUGGUUUCUCGAAGAGGGAUCGAGGUCAAUCCAGAAAAGAUCAGAGCAAUUGCCGAGAUGGAACCGCCGAAGUUAGUGAAAGAUAUACAGAGGUUAACUGGAAGGGUGGCAACUCUUCAUAGGUUCAUAUCGAAGUCAGCAGAUAAGUGCCUGUCAUUUUUCAAGAUCAUGAGGUCAGCCACCCAGAAAGACGAAUCAGGCAAACAGAAGAAGUUUGAAUGGAACCAAGAAUGUCAAGCCACAUUCAAAGAGCUGAAGUCUUAUCUUAGCUCACCACCCCUACUGACUAAGGCUAUAGAUGGAGAGAUUCUCUAUUUGUAUCUAGGAAUUUCAGAUGAAGCAAUUAGUUUAGUUCUGGUGAGAGAAGAAGCCAAACAACAGAAACCAAUCUAUUAUAUCAGCAGUGUGCUGCAUGGCGCAGAAUUGAGGUAUCCUAUCGCCAAGAAAGCAGCAUUAGCAGUUGUCAUUUCGGUCAGGAAGCUGAGGCCAUAUUUCCAAUCACAUCCAAUCAUCGUCCUCAUAGACCAACCUUUUCGACAGAUUCUGCAGAAGCUGGAGUGCUCCGAAAGAUUAAUUAACAAGGGUUCAGGAGCUGGUGCUCUCUUAAUUGGCCCAGAUGGAUACCGGAGUGAACAUGCUUUGAAAUUUAACUUCGAUGCAACAAACAACAUGGCUGAGUAUGAAGCUCUGCUACUUGGUCUGCAACUAGCAUUGGAGUUGAAAGCAGAUUCACUCUCUAAAUUUGCCUUCGAUAGCUCUUUAAGCUCCAGAUUAGUUUUUGUGGAAGUCUUAGAUGAACCAAGCUUCAUGAAGCCAAGAAUGAUGGAGAUCAGCACAGACCCGGACACAUUGAGAUGGACUGACUCAAUUAUCUCAUUUUUACGAGACGGGACAGUGCUUGAAGACAAGCAAGAGGCAAUGAGGUUGAGGAACCACAUUGGUGCUAGAACUCUGGCUCACAAAGUCUUAAGGCAGGGGUAUUACUGGCCAAAUAUGUACAAAGAUGCUACUCACUUCGUUCAGAGAUGCCCAAAGUGCCAAUUCUUUGCACAUCUGACUUACCAACCAGCAGAAGAGCUCACGAACUUGGUAGCACCGUGGCCAUUUGCUCAGUGGGGACUUGAUCUUUUGGGCCCAUUCAUGAAAGGGGUUGGCGGUGUAACCCAUCUUAUUGUUGGAGUUGAUUAUUUUACGAAAUGGGUUGAAGCUUGGUCAUUAUUCAGUCUUACUUCCAGAAAGGUUGAAGACUUUGUUUUCGGCUCAAUUAUCUGCAAAUAUGGGAUCUCGAACCAGAUUGUGGCUGACAAUGCCAUCUUAGAAGGAAUAAAGCCGAGGUUGGAACAGCACAAGGCCAGGUGGGCAGACGAGCUUAACAACGUCCUUUGGGCAUAUAGAACUACAAGCCGAACUGCCACAGGUGAAACACCCUACCAUUUGGCCUUUGGUACCGAAGCAGUCAUUCCUAUUGAAAUAGGAGUCCCAAGCCUCCGGGUCACCCAUUUUGAUGAAGGACAAAAUGGACAACUGCUUUGGGAAAACCUUGAUCUGCUUGCCGAAGUUAGAGAAGAAGCACGGCUUCGAACUCUUGUAUACAAGCAGAAAUUAGCCAACUUCUACAAUAAACGAGUCCGCCCUCAAACAUUCAAAGUAGGAGACCUUGUUCUCAGAAAGGCUGGCCUAACAAGGUUUGAAACUCGUUUUAGCAAAUUAGCCCCAAACUGGGAAGGCCCUUAUACAGUGGCCGAGGUGCCACAUCCUGGUGCCUAUGUUCUCCAAGACGCUGAAAGGAAGAGCAUUCCUAGGAUCUGGAAUAUCAAUAACUUGAAAAAAUUUUGCUCCUAAUGAACUUCUUUCAAGUGAUAUAUGUCUUACUGCCCUUUAUACUUAUUACUUCUUGAUUGUUGAGAUUCAUUUUACCUCUUAUUCUGUGUAUCCGAGGUCAAUCUGUUUAACACUCAUUCCUUGAACUUCACUUUUAUUAAUGAAUGUCACUUCACAUA
Rubroshorea leprosula is the source of this 4881-nucleotide messenger RNA. Lineage: Eukaryota; Viridiplantae; Streptophyta; Magnoliopsida; Malvales; Dipterocarpaceae. The record is from the annotation of a GenBank genome assembly.